AUGUCAUCUCGUACAGCAGCACCGACGAUCCCGUCAUUGAAGCAGGCUUUCAUCACCAGCCAAACAACACUUCUUUCUCAGCCCCUCGCUCCAUCCCGCUCAUGGCAAGAAACCAACGACGCGUCAGAUGAGGCUAUCCCCGAGCGCGUCGUUCAAGAAGUCUUAUAUAAUCUCAACCACACUAUCCAGCAACAUUGUCGCCGCGUCUACCCUCCGCAGGCUAGUCGCAGUAUUGCUGAGCAGAUCAACGAUGUUUAUACUAAGGAUGCUGAGCGGAAGGUGGGAGGACCUACUGAUACUGAGGGCGGCAUUGGCAGAGAGCUUGACUUGACCGAAAAUGAAGCUAUAGAAGCUUUACCCGUCUCAUGGCACUCAGAAAAAGACAUCAACGAUCAUCCCAUGGAAGCUAAGCGGUAUGCAGACGCUGUUCAGCAGCUUGCUGAACUCAACGACCAACGCAAGCAACUUCGAGAGCAAGUUGCACGCUUAAAACGCCUUCAAUCUAUCGUUGAGCCACUUCAAACAGAUGAUAAUGGUGCCGGUAUUCAAGAGAACUUACUCACUCGAAAUGGACCAGUUGAGAAGGAGCUUGAGAGAAUGAGAUUCUUGUUGGCUCGAGUUGGUGGCCGUGUGCAUGCGCUGCCUGAGGAAGCUCCGAAUGGUGAAGCGAAGGAAUUCAGUUUGGCUGAGAUGGGCGCACAAGGGCGGAAGAGACGUGUUGAUCAGUUUCUUGCUGAUGAUAAAGUGUUUCCGUCAUGA
This is a messenger RNA of Fusarium redolens, 759 nucleotides long. RefSeq names its product kinetochore Sim4 complex subunit Fta4. Bases 1 to 759 code for a protein of 252 amino acids. The transcript is spliced from 2 exons. NCBI's taxonomy places the organism in Eukaryota, Fungi, Ascomycota, Sordariomycetes, Hypocreales, Nectriaceae. The record is from RefSeq and is a predicted model, not a curated record. Gene Ontology annotation, cellular component: Mis6-Sim4 complex.